Messenger RNA from Paramuricea clavata, 2456 nucleotides. The record is from the annotation of a GenBank genome assembly. NCBI's taxonomy places the organism in Eukaryota, Metazoa, Cnidaria, Anthozoa, Malacalcyonacea, Plexauridae.
CCAUAUUCUUGCACCAUUCACCUUGAGCACCAUCAAAUUCCACAUUAAAUCUUGAACCAACAACAUGCAAAUUAUUUUUGUCACUUGUGCGUUUUCCAUGCUGCCCCACUCCAUGUACUUUGUUAUAACGUUCAUUUUUCUUGUUCAUACAUACGCCCUGUUUAUUAAGUUAAUAGUAGAUUAAAAUGUUCUCCAAAUACAGUAGGUAAUUGUUUAUAAAUGUACAAGUCCUACAUGCUCGUAAAAUAAACAAUAAUUCUAAAAUAUCCGACCCCCCGGAUUUUUUACACAACAAAAUGUGCCGAUUGUUAAUAUCUGCAAGACAUGCAAAUAUUCACGUUUCCAAAAACAUCUUGUAACUUGUUCAAUGUAAAAUAUUUGUAGAAAAAAACACCAAAUUGGUCAGAGAAAGUCGCGCUCAAACGAAAUCGAAAAUUACGUAAGAAUAGAAAAAUAUUUGAAUAAAAAAUUUUAAAUAAAUACCAAACUCGGAAUCUGUUUGUACAUUUACAAACAUCAUGCAAGGAAAUUUGCCGGGGGGUUCCCAAAAUAUAAUUAUGAACAUCGAAGUUUGUGUACAUGUUAUGGGAUUCGGUAUUUUGAUACCGCAAAUUUCUUGAAAAUUAUCGUAAUUAAAAGUUUAUAAUGGCGAGUUGUUGUGACCAGGUGAAGCAUAAAAACGUGGACGGUAUGUAAUGAUUAUUUUUUUAUAAUAAAUUUCGAUCUAGCCACUUGAUAUUGCUUCAAAAUGUUUUAUAACCAAUUGUCAAAAUUGUCAGCCAAAGGCGUGGGAUGACCUAUAUUAAUUAAUAAUUUGUAUAUUCACUAUAUUGCAGAUAAAUAUUGGGAUAAAGUGUUCAUGUAUAAAACUAAAUAGCUUCUAUUAUAAAACAUUAUUUAUUUUGUAUUCUCAUUUAAUAACUGAUUUAGGAUUAAAAUGUAAAUUUUAUAACGCCCUCUGCAGAAUGUAUGUUGCAUAUUUCUAUGCAUAUCAAAUUUCUAUAAUUGCAAUUCAGGCUACAAAGUUGGGCAAUUUUGACUACAAUAUAUUCUUAUUAAAGGAAAAAAAACCCAGUGAUUGUUAAACAGUUCAGGGCUGCCUUAGAUCUGUGCAUUUGUUAUAAAAGUUUGAUGCCUAUAGUUAUUAUUUAUUUAUCAACAUAAAUAUUUAAUAGCUACACCAAGAAUAUAUAAUUUUGUCAAUACCUAUUUAUUAAUGGCCUAACGUGAACUGCCUAGCUGUACAAGUGUUGCAGCAGUUUGAAUCGGAAAUACCUGAAAACAAUUUAAAACAUGCACCUCAAUGUGUUUACAGCUACAGUACCAGUAGCCUAUAAUGGUCCAGACCUUAGCAAUCAUUGCAAUAGUUAAUGGUUAUUUGCAUUGAAAAAGCCAAUCAGCAAACUUUUGGAGACAUUGGAAAAAUGUUGUUCCCCUUGGUCCCACACCUUUAGUUGGCCCCUUGGCCCCACCCUUUAGUUGACUUCCUUGGCCCCACCCUUUAGUUGACCUCCUUGGCCUCACCCUUUUGUUGACCACCUUGGCCCCACUCCUUUAGUUGAUGUACCCAACGUGAUGUACCCCCUUGGCCCCACCCUUUAGUUAUCCCCCUUGGUCCCACCUUUUAGUUGGACUCCAUGACCCAACCCCUAAGUGUCCGACGCUGACCAUUGUGCUAUACAAUUUCAGGACAUGUUCACUUUGCCGAAAGUGUCGAACCACAUAAUCUUAUCCAAGUGAAACAAGAUAGUGAUAGUCAGGUGCAAGUACAUGUUGGAUUCUUACAAACCAAUCAUAAAUAUGAAAUAAAAUUUGACGUUCCCAAUCUUGCUGGUGGGGAAGAAAUUUCUGGAUGUGAAAAAGUAUCAAAGGGUGUGAAAUUGGAAGUCGCUAAUGUUCAACCAACAGGUAAAAUUCCUUAAAUUCUCUACUAAUUCCCACUAUUUGAAAUAUAAGACUAGAAUUUAUCAAUCCUUUUUCUCAGAUUCAUCAAAUAGCAAUCUACAUAUCAUCAUUCAUCUAUCAGCUUUCAAAGAAGGUCUUAUGAAAAGUUGUUUUUCUCUGCAAAACAAAGACAAGAAAGAAUUUGACAUCAUUGUUCAUGCUCGAGUGUUGGGAAAAUAUAGUGGGACACCUAUGGUGAAGGAUGGCAUUCAUUGUAUGGAGGUUAUAAAGGAUGAUGUUGAUUCCGCGAGUGAAUUGACUUAAAAUUAUAAAGAGCAUAAUGUACUGAUUCUAGACACUUAUUUGUCACACUCCACUGACACUUCACACUUGUAUCCGAUGCACAUACAAAACACUUUAUGUCAUAUUACAUGAAUACCUCAAACCUUACUUUGAAAUCAUACUCACAAAUCCAUGCCAAUUCCAUCAAUUUUGUACAAUUUCAAUUAUGAAAUAGUUUAAAUAAAUACAGUUGUAUACAAUUAAUAUGCUAAAUAUGCUAUACCUUGUAA